AGCAUGCCACAGGACCCUUUUUCCGGGUCUUCCUGUCAGGUUACCUGUCAGGAGGCUAUUUUUUACGAAAUUCGGACGGCGUCAACUUAUCACGCAGGCUAAAGGUGAUGAGGUUCUUUUGUUUACCCCUCGGACGUUUCUCGCUUGGAUAGACUUUCCCAGUCUCCGACUUUGCUGCGAAAAAGAGCUGGGUCGUGUCUCGAUGCUUGCCAAAGAGAAGUAGAGACAGAGAAAGAGAUGUCCAUGUAUGCAACCCUACCCGGCGAUGCUCUACUUGCUUCGACCCAAUGAGAUGAAGUUGGAAAAGAAGGGGUGGUGGUCUGGCCUCUUGAACCCUUCUUUCCCUUUCCCACCUCUGAAAUCUGGGCGGCGACUGCAGCAAAGCGUGACUUUUGUCGAGAUCUACCUAAGCUUCGCUGAAGAUGGUGAGAGAUUCUCGGUCUCUGACGCGGACGACUCUUGCUUGCGCAUCUGUGGGCAUCCCAUUCAUAUCAGAAGUCACACCUCUCCCCUCUCUCCACCCUUCGAGAUGUGCGUCCUCUCCAGGAGGAAAAUCGAUUCGCUGAUCCGCGACAUCGGACGACGUUUCUUGCCAUCUGUGGGUAGUGGUAGUGGUAAUCUCUCUACCAUCGCCACACCUUCUUUCAAGGUCCAAACUGGAAUUAGAAAUUCUGGGCCUUUCUCUCUUUGCGUGUGUGUUGUGUCCAUCAGAUAUCGAUGUCUAGACCUCGAGACCGGCCCCAGGAUCCUUUUUCGCCCCUCCUCUCCCCCGUUGCCUUUGCCGGCCCGCAAACGGGGCUCGGGUGCGUCACAAUGGCACGCAAGAUCGCCGCUCCCCUGAUAAUAAUGGCCUCGCUGUUGUUGUGGUUUUUGGGUUCAUGUCCCGAUGUUGGAUGGAUCCAGAGGAACCUCAAAGUGAAGCGGCAACUGCAUGUUAGGUUUCAUGUCUUGGCUGUAACUGUCAACUUUCACAAGCAUGAAGAAUUACAAAAAAAACAAGCAAGCAAGCAGUGGCAGUACCGGCCGGAGUGGACCAAGCUCUUGGUGGAAAUCCCACCCGGUGUUACCGUGGAUGUUGGAAAGAAAAAGAGGACAUCCAAUAAUACGGAUAUGCAUGGGAAAGCCAAGUCGGCGGCUCUGUAA
This is a messenger RNA of Colletotrichum acutatum, 1143 nucleotides long. RefSeq lists its product as uncharacterized. The transcript is spliced from 2 exons. Bases 248 to 841 code for a protein of 197 amino acids. Lineage: Eukaryota; Fungi; Ascomycota; Sordariomycetes; Glomerellales; Glomerellaceae. The record is from RefSeq and is a predicted model, not a curated record.